Messenger RNA from Camellia sinensis, 693 nucleotides. The record is from RefSeq and is a predicted model, not a curated record. Lineage: Eukaryota; Viridiplantae; Streptophyta; Magnoliopsida; Ericales; Theaceae.
AAGCUUGAGAAGAUAUUUCCACUAUCUUUUUUCGAUAUUAUGAUCCAUUUAUGCGUACACUUAUCACGUGAAGCAAUCUUUGCAGGACCGGUGCAAUACCAGUGGAUGUAUGCAUUUGAGAGGUACAUACAUAUUCUUAAGGGCUAUGUACGUAACAAAGCCCGUCCAGAAGGCUCUAUUGCUGAAGGUUACAUUGAUAAUGAGGCUCUUACCUUUUGCUCUAUGUACUUCAACGAAGGUGAGACAAAAUUUAAUAAACCAGAGUGGAAUUAUGAUGGGCCUAUUAAAGCUACACAAGAUGGAAAUAUUUUUGUAUUUAAGCAAAAAGUACGUGGAAUAAGAGUUGCAAUUAAUGAUGUGUUGAAUUUAAAAGAUUUGAAGAAAGCUCGAUGGUAUGUGUUGAAUAAUUGUGAUGAAGUUCAACCGUAUGUGAGGCAAUACAUGGAUGAACUUGAGAGACAAGGUUUGAGGAAUGUGCAAGAGAUGCUAGAAUCAGAGUUCCAUACAUGGUUUCUAAAAUACGUAAGUGCUAUAAAAUUUUAACCUUAUUAGCAUCUGAAAAAUUUACCAGUGAAUUAGGGAUUGUCACUAUGCAAUUUGCCCCACAAAAUGUUCCAUCGUGGACUGAUAUUAGCGAAGAGGAUAAAGAAACAUUGAUUGCAUACCUUUAGGUAAGUGGUACAACUGCUGAGA